AUGGCCAAUAAUUUCCUCCACAUAUACUUUUUCAUUUCAAGCUUGGUAGUCUUAAAAAUAUUCGCAAGUGACACCUUGCUCGAAGUCAUAUGCCGCCAGACCCAUGACUCUUCCCUAUGCGCUACCAUCAUCGAAUCCGACCCUCAUUCUGCAACAGCGAACAUCUACGUGCUGGCGGAGGACAUGGUUGAAAUGGGAACUGACGUGGCUACAGGCACCAAAGUCAAGAUCCACUCUCUCAUUCUGUUCGGAAAGGUCGAUCCAAAUCUAAGGCUUCAGCUAGUCAAGUGCCACCAGAUGUAUGAAGACUCCAUAGGUUUCAUGAGGAGUGCAGGUAGUGAGCUCAAGGACGGUAAUUUCAUGAGUUUUGCACAGAGCGGAGCACUAGUGUACGCAUCCGCUAGCAAAUGCAAAGAUGAACUCUCAAAACCACCGAGUAACUCGUCUAUGUUCACAACUGAGAAUCGUCGUCUCCAGACAUUAGGGGAAAUUAUUUAUUUUAUUGGAAAGUUACUUCCUGAUGACUAA
Messenger RNA from Striga hermonthica, 528 nucleotides. The record is from the annotation of a GenBank genome assembly. NCBI's taxonomy places the organism in Eukaryota, Viridiplantae, Streptophyta, Magnoliopsida, Lamiales, Orobanchaceae.